This is a messenger RNA of Chiloscyllium plagiosum (whitespotted bambooshark), 8297 nucleotides long. The record is from RefSeq and is a predicted model, not a curated record. Lineage: Eukaryota; Metazoa; Chordata; Chondrichthyes; Orectolobiformes; Hemiscylliidae.
CUGUAAUUUUGAGUCCUUUCUUUUGUUUUUUUUAUAACACGCUUUUCGAACGAGAAAGUCACCGCCGCGAUUGGAGAACCCGCCUUGUGAAUGCUUUAAAAGCGUCACCUCGGCACGCAGCACCUCGCUUUAACAGCGUCGAUAUAAACCAGGGUUAGACUGCGAUGUUUGUGUGACAGGCGAUCAGCCGCUGGCUCCCCGAGAGGAGAGCGAGUGUGUGUCUGUGGUAUUCCUUGUAUGGAAACUCGAGGGGGAGCGAAGGGGAUUGAUGAGACUGGUUUCACAGGGCAAUUGGAGGAGGGGACUGAGUACCCAGGACAGUGGCGAUCACCAGCAGUUUGCACUGCCCCAGGAUAAAUCCCAACCCAAGAAAAAGAAGAAAAAAACAAAAACAAAACUAAGCUGUUUGGAGAUGGAACCCGGGCUGAUGGCGGCUCUUCAGAUCAGCCGCUAAUGUGAUAGUUUGGGAUUAUUAGAAUUUGUUGCUGUUGUGAACCUAUUCUUGGAAUCUCUUCUUCCUGACAUUAACUUGGGACAAAUUUAUUUUCAUUUUGCAUUUUUUUUAUUUUCCCUCCCACUUUGUUUUAAAAUACAUCCACGGUGGAAGAUGGCUGCUUGCAGGAGCUCACUCUGUUUAAUAGCAGUUAUACAGUUGUGCCUGAUGCUAUCAUGUACAUCGCAAGAAAGCUUUCCUCAAGCUAACGAUAUACGGUCAUGGGCGGAGAAAAUGAAGGAUGACCUGGUGAAGUUGGUGCGUGCUUCGAGUGGAGUGGAUCAGAUGGAACAGAUUUACUUAAAAAACAGACAAUACUACACAGUUGAAUCAAACAAUGCUCGGCGUUUGGUGGAAAGUGCAGCAAGGGAGAUUGAAAAACUUUUAAGUAACAAAGUGGAAGCCCUGCAGAGACUUGCUCGUGCUGCAGAGGAUUCUCAGGUGCAUCAUGUUUGGCAAGAAGAAUUUGGGGAUAAUGAUGUGAUAUACUACAAUGCGAAGGAUGAUCUCAUGGGUGUUUUAAAGCAAGACGAAGGAUUCACGAGGUUCAAGUCUGACAGAAAUGAAAGCCGCCCAAGGAUCAAACCUGAUUUUCAGUUCAACCAAGCUUUCCGACGCCGUGUGGACUUCAACCACACAGCUGUCCACAUCCCCACUGACAUCUACGAGGGCUCAACUAUUGUUCUAAAUGAGCUAAGCUGGACUUCAGCAUUGGAUAGCAUUUUCAAGAAGAACAAAGAUAAAGACCCCACAUUAAUGUGGCAGGUGUUUGGAAGUGCAACUGGCCUGGCUAGAUAUUAUCCAGCAUCGCCAUGGGUUGAUCUAACAAAGACUGCCAAUAGGAUCGACUUGUAUGAUGUUCGGAGAAGACCAUGGUACAUUCAGGGAGCUGCUUCACCCAAGGACAUGCUCAUUCUUGUAGAUGUGAGCGGAAGUGUUAGUGGGCUAACAUUGAAACUAAUUCGGACAUCAGUCUCUGAGAUGUUGGAAACACUAUCUGAUGAUGACUAUGUGAAUGUGGUUUCUUUCAACAAUCAAGCAAAAUCUGUCAGCUGCUUCAGACACCUUGUGCAAGCUAAUGUUCGGAAUAAGAAGGUUCUCAAAGAUGCAGUUAAUCAAAUACAGGCAAAAGGGAUCACUGACUAUAAAAAAGGGUUUACAUUUGCUUUUGAACAGUUGCUAAAUUUCAAUGUUUCCAGAGCUAAUUGCAACAAGAUCAUCAUGCUAUUUACAGAUGGUGGGGAAGAAAGAGCCCAGGAAAUCUUCACAACGUACAACCAGGACAAAAAAGUGCGAGUGUUCACCUUUUCAGUCGGUCAGCAUAACUAUGAUAAAGGACCAUUACAAUGGAUGGCCUGCACCAAUAAAGGCUACUUUUUUGAAAUUCCUUCCAUUGGAGCAAUACGUAUAAACACACAGGAGUAUUUGGAUGUGCUUGGAAGACCAAUGGUUUUAGCUGGCACAAACGAAAAACAAGUUCAAUGGACCAACGUGUACCUGGAUGCAUUGGAACUCGGUCUUGUUAUCACAGGAACACUGCCCGUCUUCAACUUGACUCAAGAUGCUAGUGGAAACCAGAAUCAAUUGAUUCUUGGAGUGAUGGGCAUUGAUGUGUCUCUUGCGGAUGUGAAGAGACUCACACCACGUUACACUCUUGGGCCUAAUGGAUAUUACUUUGCAAUCGACCCUAAUGGUUACGUAUUGCUUCAUCCAAAUCUCCAGCCUAAGUCAAUUGGUGUAGGGAUCCCAAAGAUUAAUUUAAGGGAAAGGCACCCUAAUGCACAGAAUCCCAAAUCUCAGGAGCCCGUCACUUUGGAUUUUCUAGAUGCUGAAUUGGAGAAUGAAAUGAAAGUGGAGAUUCGGCACAGCAUGAUAGAAGGUCAAAGUGGUGAGAAGACUCUCGACACUCUAAUCAAAUCCUACGAUGAGAGGUAUAUUGACAGAGGGACUCGAACAUAUACCUGGACUCUCGUGAAUAGUACAGAUUACAGUUUGGCACUGGUUCUUCCGCCAUACGGUUCCCACUACAUCAAAGCCAAACUGGAUGAGGUUAUCACCCAGGCGCGGCCCAAACGCAAGGACUUAGAAUCAAUACUGCCCGAUAACUUCGACACAACAGGAUAUGUAUUUCUCGCCCCAAGGGAAUACUGUAAUGGGCUCACUCCUUCAAGCAACAACACAUCAUUCCUUGAGAACUUUAUUAACAUUAUCGACCGGCAAACUCCAAAUUCUCCAGAAUGCAAAACUGACCUAAUCAAUAACUUGUUACUUGAUGCUGGAUUUACAAGUGAACUUGUAACAAACUAUUGGGCAAAGCAAAAUCCGGCCGGAGUUCUUGCAAGAUUCGUAGCGACUGAUGGAGGAAUUACAAGGAUUUAUCCCAAAAGUGCUGCAGAAGAAUGGACAGAAAACCCAGAGACAUAUGAAGCAAGUUACUACAAAAGGAGCCUAAACAACAAUAUUUACGUCUUCACUGCACCAUAUAUCAACAAAACAUGGGAUGGAAUACAGAGCAGCGCAGAGUCUGGUAUUAUGGUGAGCAAAGCUGUUGAAAUUAAAAUUGAUGGCAAACUUCUGAAACCUGCAGUUGUUGGAGUAAAGCUUGAUGUAACUGCCUGGAUGGAGAACUUCACCAAAGUAGCAAGUAAGAGCAAGUGUUACGGUGAAAUCUGUGACUGCACAAAGAAUAGCAAGCAUUUUGACUGUGUUAUAUUGGAUGAUGGUGGGUUCCUGCUUAUGUCAAACCAGGAUGAAUAUAUUGGAAAGAUUGGCAAGUUCUUCGGUGAGAUUGAUCCAAGCCUGAUGAGACGCCUUCUGAACACAUCGCUGUAUGCCUUUAACAAGUCCUAUGAUUUUCAGUCUGUGUGUGAUCCAGAAACAGAGACAAAAGCAGCAGCUGGGCUUCGCUCAGUCUUUGUUCCCAGCAUAGUCGAUAUUUUGAAUAUAGGUUGGUGGGCAUCAAGUGCAGCAUGGUCCUUACUGCAGCAGCUGUUCCUCAGCCUUACCUUCCCACACUUACUUGAAGCAGUUGAUGCAGAUACUGAAGAUUUUUCUGAACCUUUAUCAAAGUCCAGCUGUAUCACCGAACAGACUCAGUAUUACUUUUAUGACAAUGAAUCAUCCUUCUAUGGGCUUGUGGAUUGUGGUAACUGCUCAAGGCUUUACCAUGCGGAGAAGCUGUCCAAGACAAACCUGGUAUUUAUACUGGUGGAGAGUAAGCCCACAUGUCAGUCAUGUGACUCAAAGCCCCUAAUGCAAGCAGAACAAAAAUCUGAUGGACCUGAUCCCUGUCUUUUGGCUCAGAACCCCAGGCACAGAAAAGGUCCUGAUGUAUGCUUUGAUUCUGACGAGCGUGAUGAGCCUAUAUGCACAACGAGUCGUGCCUCUGCCGUGGCGUCAGCUCGUCUCUUCAUUUUACUGCAAGUUUUGAUGUGGUGCGGAGGGAGGAUGAUUCUGAAUGCGGCAGUGGCUCUCGUCUGAGCCCAUCCUUAUGGUCAAUGAUAGGGAUUCAGCUGGUUCUCCUCUGGCUGCUAAGUAGUGCCAGACAUUAUCCAUCAUGACUGCAGAGAACGGACAGCCAUCUCCGCUUUCUAGACCCACCACACUGUAGCCCUGGAUUAAACUAGGGAAUCUUUGUCCCCAAGCAGUAGAAGACUGACCAUUUCCAUAUCCUGGUGUAUCACUGUGUCAAAGAUUCAUUGUUGACUCUCCAUAUGAAGAAUGGUCAAGGUGCUCCAUUGACAAGUUUUUUUAAAAGAAAAUGUUAAGUCAUACAAUGGUAGCAAAUUGGAUUGUCAAUCCUGAAACGUGCCAGGCAACUAUGGGAAUGCUAAUACAUUUAUACAAAGAAACAAUUCAUAAAAAGAUCUAGAUUUAUUUAUCAUUAGGUUCAUAUUUUGUUUAGCUUACUUUGAUCAAGAUAAAAGGGUAUUCUUUAUUUAUGGCUUACAUUGACUGACUGUAGCUAAUUUUAAAACAACUUACAUGGGCUAGCGACAUACAGGCACAAUCAGCUAUCCUAUUGGUAUAAAGCCAGAAAGCUUAGACAUGACCAUGUUGGGUACCAACCAGUAAUUGCAAUCUUUUUAAGGUUUUGAUACACCAAAGUACACUGAUUAUUCUGUGGCUGUGUAAUUAUAUUAUUGUUAGCUAUUCUGUUACCAAAGGAUGCCUGUAACCCUCUCCUUCUCUCUCAUUAAGCCAUAACUCUAUGCCUGAUGCCCUUCAUGUUUGCUGAAGCAAAUGCAUAAUGAUUGUUGUAUCCCACACAAGGAAUAGUGCUAAGGCUUGUGAAUGAAAAAGCUGUUGUUGUGGCGAUUGAAUUUUGGACACUGAUGCUUUUUUUGCAUGAAGAUUCUGCUACUAUUUUCUCAUUCAAUUUUACUGUAGGAGUGUAGUUAAUGUGCAAGAGCAACUGAGUGAACCAAAUGUUGUUGAUGUGAAAUUUAGAUAAUAUGAUGUAAUAUAACUGUUUCACUUAUAACAACUAAAUGUUGUCAAACAUACCUCUUUCAAAGUGCAGUGAGCAGGCUGAAAAGAUGGGAAUUUUACACAAAGGCAAUUUCAAAAUUUGGAUUUUGUUUUCAACAUUUGGGAUUGAGUCAAGGGCUCUCAUUAAAACUGUACCCCAAUAUAGCUGUGUAAUUUCUGUAAUACAAGAAAAACAAAACUUAUAUGAGGUCGUUGGUUGAAUUACAAGAAAAUUCCCAAAGGCAGCAAAACAAUUUGAAGUAAAGCUGAAAUUUGGUAGACAGUUGAUUCUAUAAGAAACUUCUAUAUUGGGACAAUUGAUUGUCGGGAAUUAAAUUUUACAUCACGGCAAAAUAGGAAUUUUAUAUAUUAAAAAUUGUGAUGUGGUCUAAGGAACCCGAAACAUUAUAUGCCAACAAAAUACAAAAAGUGUGCAUUUUAGUUGAACAGUGUUUUGAGGUCAUACAAUCAACAAUGUUCACUUCAUUUAUAUUUCAGCCUGUCUUAGUGCACAAUGUUUAUUGAUUGUGCAUUAAUCUUUUUGUUUAAUUUUUGAGAAUCAUCCUCUGGUCUUGGUCGUAAAUGGAUGUAACUCUAAAGUAUUUAAAUUGGAGUGCAUGCUUUGUCAACAUUAGCCAUCUGGGGCUAAACAGAGGGACAUUUUCCUCAAAAAAAACAGUAAAAUUACUAAAGAAGUUAAGCUGCAUCAGUGAAAGGAAUGAAGAUGGCAGUGGAUCAUUAAAUACUUUGGUUAUCUCUGCCAUCUACUUUUAUUCAAAAAGAGAAAUACACUAAGACUUUUGCAUGAUCAGUUCAGUAUUUUGAAAAAUAUAAGUAAUCCGAUGUUAAAGUAUGUGGAAACAGUAUUGAAAAUGUUUUGGACAAGUUGAGGAGGGUUUUGUUGUAUGACCGACUGAUAUCUUUUUGAGUAAGGAUUUCCGUUGAGAAUCUGUCGAUUGUGGUACCAAAUUCAAUGGAUUCUGCAGCUUUUGUAUCAGUGAGCCUUUUGCUGGCAGAAGUUUAGUUGUUAGUUUUCAUUGAUUCAGUAUCAGAUUAACAGGCAGUUUUCUCCACUUUAGGGCAAGGGCCAGGAAUCUUGUCCGUUGCACUAUUGAAUAUGGACUGCCCUGUGCUGUGACCUGGAGACUUGCUAUGACAUCUGAUUUGUGGGUUUGCCAAAAUGAUACUGUAGCAUGUGACCAAUGCAUUGUCUCACAGUCAUGUUGUCCUUGUGAGGAGUGAGUCCACAUUCAAGAACCUUUCAGAAAUUGAAACACAUGGAGAAUUCUUCCCCGUAAAUAAAACAAUGCAAGUUCAUCAGUGGACUAUAGAUGCUCUUCUACUUGUAACUUCACCUAGUCAUCUCAAAGGGCAAACUUUUUGAACAUUAAUGAGCUAUUUCAUAUCUGACCAGGCAGUAUUAUCCUCAGUCCACUUAUCUAUUGACUGCUUUUGCUGAAAAUGUAACACUGAUGCAGAACCCACCAGCAAACUGCCAGCAUGUCAAGUAGCAGCAAGGACAAACAACAACUAAAAAGGUCCCCACUUUAUUAUUUGUUUCUCCUCUUUUCUCUUUACUACAUAUAUGAUUUCCCGAUAGAUAGUUCAGGCAGUUCCCUCUCUCUGAGGAUACUGCUUUGUAACAAUUAUCAACAAGUGAGCAUUCUGGGUUAAUUUCUCCUCCCAUUUGUUUUCUGCCAUGGUGAAGUUGAUGCUCUCCUUUAAGUGUGUAUUCCUCAAUGCAAAUACUCCUUCUGAAAUAAUUAAAACUAUUGUAAGACCAGAGGUAGCUUACUCCAAUUUAAGUGCUGUCCUUGCAUAGUUGAUUGCUGUGUAAACCGGCCAACUUGCUGUCAACCUGGAUUUGCCAAUGAACUAUAAAGAGAGAGAGCAUGUGGGAGAAGCUAUGGUGUAGCAUUAACUUUAUAACAUCUAGCUAUGAACAUUUAUGAAUAAUAUUUUACGUAGAAAAGGAGCUUGCAUCCUGUUUGUUAAUUUUAGUGUCACAAUUCAGAGAUGAUGUCAUAAAUAUAUUAAGAUUUCAAAAUUAAUGCAUUUUUCUCUUUUUAUUCCAUAUUACCAUAUUAAGUUUGCUUUGUAUGCAAAUAUGAAGAAACUCUACUCAAUAUUUUACAACCUGUGGAGAAAUAUUCAAAUUUAUGUGUCUCGUUUUCUGUUCAGUAACUUGCAUUGUGUUACUGUAAAUCAGGUAUAUUAUACUGUGCUGAACACUGAGCCAGAUUGGUUUAAGAUUCUGGGAAACCACUGCUGCUCAUAAGUUUGACGAAUUGAACUGAGUACAUUUUUGCAAAAAGUAUUUUGCCACCAUGCAAUCGGACCAUCCUCAGUUCAUUAAUUCUGAUCCGUAUGUUUAUUGCCAAAUGGAAAUUCACAACAGAUAAAGGAAAUGGUUAGUAUAGUCAUUGCCAACGUAAACGUGCAUGCAUUUUCUUAAGGAAUUGACUACUUUGGGAUUCGCAUUUACUUAUCACUUUCAGGAAACCUAAUUGGUAUACACUGCUAAAUUUCAAAAAAACAGUGUAAAAUAUAAAGCAAAGCUGCUUCCAGCCCUCCCUAAUGUACAAUUUGUCAGUUGUACAGAAUUCUGUUAUGAGAUUUGGCCUGAUUGUAUUUAUUAUAAGGAACUAUUAGAUUGUAGAUGCCUUUGCAGAAAGUUAUGAGUGGUUUGGUUUUUGUUUUUAUCACUUGUUUUGAAAUGGGUUUGGAGAAAUAGAUUGAUAGAUGUACUUCCUCAGUUUUUUUAUGAUGGCUGUAAUCCCAAGAGUAAAUUGAAUCUAGCCAAAAGCCUGAUGUUAAGAAUCUGAAUCAAUAUGUGCUAAGAAUAUUGCUUCACAACCAUUGUAAUAGUUAUCUUGAUACUUGUAAUCCUCUAACUCCAAUCAGAAUGAAUGUACAGAUCAUUUCAGGUAUUGAAUAGUCAACCUGUAAAGACAAAAGGGUCACUCAAUACAGAUGUGAAGCACUUGAAUGAGUUGGGUGCAAUAAUUCUGAUCAGUUGUGAAUGAUCCAAAUUCAGUAAAAUAAUUAUUUUCUUAUUCACAGAAUAGUACUGAGAAUAUACAUUCUUCUUCAUGUGAGUUUUUGUUUUCCUUUCCAUUAUCAAGAUAAUAGGUGUUUUCCUGAUGUCUUUAUUCUGCUUUCCUGUCAGUAGAAACAUAUUACCAUCUGUCACAUUUUUAGUGAUGGAAACAGCUAAUGAGUGGUAACUUACCAGCAUAAAAAAUAUUCUUUGGCAUUGGGGCUACAUGUGAGUCCCAUGCCUGAAGUCCCAUAUAGUGUGUGUAGCUUAUCUAGGGAUUCUUAAACAACCAGG